AUGGCCUCCGCAAAGGAUGAAAAUUGCAUAAGUCCAUAUAGGAGACUUCUCCUAGAAAUGUCGAUGGAACUGUCUAACAAAGAUCUGGAGCGGUUGAUGUAUGCUGUAGGGGAUCGUCUUCCCAGGAGAUUGACAGAAAACAUAGAAAGCGGACUGAAGUUAUUUGAAGCACUCGAACAAGAUGUACACAUUGGUCCACAGAAUCUGACUUUGCUAUAUGAUGGGUUUAAAGCGAUCGGCAGAGUGGAUCUUGCGCAAAGCAUUCAGGUUUUUUCAAGAAAACUCCACAAAGCUGAUGAUAAUCCGGAUGAGACUGACGGUAAUUCUGUAUAAGGUGUAUCUUGUAGAGAAAAAUAUUACUCACUCGUUGUCGCAUCGGUCGCAAACGUCAGUCUUUCGAUCCGAGUUUCUAAGAAAAAAAAAACAAAUAAGUGUUUUGAUGCAAAUCUGGAAACUUACUCGAAUUGCUUUAUUUAAUAUUUACAAACAACAGGAAUAUCUGAAUAAAAAAUAUCGUUUACCCGUAAAAGUAUUUUAAUACUUAAAAGUUCGAUCUGAAUUCGACAACGCGGUAAUCAAGUUGCAACAUAAGCAUCUUAGAAUACUUCGCCUUACAGAGUUCUGCACACCUCGCUUUUUAAUUCCCAAACCUAAAUUUUUUUAAGCCAUAAAUUACUACUAAAAUAUUAAGAAAGUGAGUUCAGGUAAAAUUAUUUAGACACAGGAAAUUUUUUUAUAUUUGUUACGAUUUUGUCUUAACUAGAUGGGCAAGGUGACAUGGUUCCUGACGGGGUAGGGGACGGUAGUGAUCCGGAACCAAAAGGAAGUGAUCUUGCUGACAAUGGUGCCCGAAAAGGUACAGAUACGAAUAAACUUAGUGAACUGGUCCAUUCUGAGUAUUGCUCAAUAAUAAAGAACUUUUUUCCUAAUCUUAUUUUAAGUUUUAACCCAACAAUUUUCUCCAGUGGAAACCUUAAAACCUGGCGAUUUGAGCUCUUAAUUAACCCAAGUUCUCCCCCCUCUCCCUCCCACCCAACUCGGCCCUAGAUCAGGAAAAAAGGAAUCACGUGGGGUAUAACAUCAUGCUAGCAACGUAUCAAGAAAAGCGGAUCGGCCUAAAGUUGAGCAGGCUUUGUUUAAUGAAUAGGAUCUUUUCUUCCAACUUAACAGCUGUAGCCGACGAACACGUCAUGACAUUUCGAUCUGUAGUUGAUCAGCAACAUCUUGCGAAUCCUAGAAGUACUUCAACAGGGUUAAGUGGCGGUAAUGCGGAUGGCCGUACAGCUGAACAUCUUGUUGCUGUCAGAAGUGAUCCUUCGCUAACUGUUACAAAUAAUGGUGAGAACCUGAAAAGGGAAGGAAAUUGACAGAAAUACUUUAGGAAUGUGGACAACAAGUGAACUACUUAUAAAACUUUAUGCGUCACUGUUGCUUUGUGAACGUUUAAAUAUAUGCUUUGAGCAGUUUAACUGAUCUUUGGAUAGCAAAUUAAUUGAAGCAGUUUCCAAUUGAGUGUUAAGACUAAUCCGAGAUUUCUUUGCUUUUGCUUAUCUUUGCUUAGAGAUUGGUCAAGAAAUCUCGAACCACUUUCUGAAACAAUCAUGCAGAUUCGAAACUAAAACCGAUUCUCGCGUUUGAGGCAGUUUCUCUUUUUCACUAGGAGUUUUCACUGGCUAUUUCUGAUGAUUUCCUUUGUUCUGAUUGGCUAUAUCUGAUGUUUUCCUUUGUUCUGAUUGGCUGUUGUCAUCAAUGUGGUUUGUGUGUGAAAUCUCUUUCCUUCUUUAAAUUUCAGGCUCCUCUUUAGAAUCCGCGCGGGGACCCUGUCCUGCACCUUCUCGGGAUUUCGUCCUUGGAUCGUCUGCUCGACUCCAGCCUGAUCCAGCUGCAGGACCUGCACCUGCUCGAUACGUGAACUUUCUGGUUCACGAGGGCUACGUAGUGGAAAUCCUUGGAGGAAAACACUAUAAGACCCCUGAUGGAGAAUUUGUAGAGAUGAAGAGUGGGACGCAAUAUAAAAUACACGUCAAAAAUUCUCAUGCUUAUGGUAAAAGUCAUACAUAUUACUGUUUCAAAAACACUUUUCAACUUUGUCACCAUGUCAAAUUGGGGUGAAAACACACUGUUAAGUUUCAAUGGACUCCUGUUACUGACUGCGCUACCACGUUCUUGUUGACAAGAACUUCACCCCUACCCUGAUGAACGGACCUGCACCGGUCCCCAUCCAAAAAAGGGUGACUCUUUAUUUUCGCUGGUGCAUGGGGAACACCUCACUGUACUUGAAAACUGGUCAUUUGCUUAGAGGUCAAGGGAGGUUAUAAGCGUCUACCAAUUAUACAAUUUCUUUCUCACUUUUCAUUGAGUCCCUUUCGUUUCUUUUUGCAUGGAAGACUGAAUUCGUCAAUACUCUAUGAUGAAGAUCUCGAUUUUAUACCUUUUAUGACCACUUACGCCUUUUUUCCAGGUUGCCAUGUCGACAUAUCUAUUGAUGGUUAUGACGUAGGGGGAUGGGCUCUCCGCCGUGGAGAAGAGAUGUCAAUAGAAAGACCAGCUUAUGAGGCCAAGAAGUUCACCUUCUACCGAGUGAAAACUGCACCGAAAGAGGCAGGAAUUGAAUCUGGCCGGCCCGAAAAUGGAGUUGUUAAGUGCGUGUUCAUACCUGAAGCUUUUGUUAACAUUCCAGUGAUCACCUCUGACUCGUCUCAGCCUUUGAAUGUGAGCAUGCCUCCAUCGGCGACAGUUGGUGAUUUGAAACGUAAAUUGCAGCACCAGAUGGGAGUUAUGGAUGACCCCUAUCAAGUUCUGGCUAAAAGCGACAAGGUCCUAUCAAAUGGUACACGACUACGGUAAGAAAUAUAAAGCCUACAAGCCUGCAGGAUGAUCCUUUGGAUUGCGGACUAGUAAAGGAUAAAAUCUUGUCAAUUUUCCCUUUUUUUUUCCAUCAGAGAUAUAAUUGAGAAACCCAUGGAUUUGAGACUAAUAGAUGCAGAAAUAUCAAUUACAGUAACAGCCGAGGCGUGUUCCAAUUGUCCUUUUCCAAUAAAGGUGCAUCCCGGCAAGGUAAAGGUCCAUUAUCUCAUGGAACAGAUAGAAGGGAAGAUUCAAGUCCCAAUCAGGGAUCAAAAGCUUUACCAUGAGGGAAACCUCUUGUCAGCCGCACCAAGUAGCUAUCUUCCUGAUAAACUUAUCUGCAGUCCACGUCCGGCUGUGAAUGUCAUUAUCCCCGAGUACAUUCACAUAACUGUAGAAGAUCAGAGUGGCCACUCACACUCCGUGAAAGUGGACAAAGAAAAGAACUUAAAGGCGGUCAUAGAAGAAAUUACCUUGUGCUGUAACCUGCAGGAAAACGAAGAGGCUACGUUUACUUUCAAUGGAAAGCACCUCUGCCCUUCUAAAGACAAAGGAACCUUAUCAAGCCUUGGUAUUUGCUCUGGAUCGAAGCUUGAGUUGACAGUGAGGAUUCUUUACAUCGAAGUCAAAGUUUUCUCCUCCGAUAACUCUUCAUCAGCCAGUGUGAAGUGUGAUCCCCAAGAAACAUUCCGGGAUUUGGUUACAAAGAUCUUUAAAACGGCGCAACAGAAGAAAGUGCAGGGUUACAUUUGUAAUAGAUGGACGAGAGUUUGAUCCGAAUCAAGACAAGGGUCCGUUACAAGGUAUAUUUUAUUCCUCAAAGUUAAUCUAUCACUAA
Messenger RNA from Pocillopora meandrina, 3685 nucleotides. Lineage: Eukaryota; Metazoa; Cnidaria; Anthozoa; Scleractinia; Pocilloporidae. The record is from the annotation of a GenBank genome assembly.